AUGGCUCACCAGUGCACUGCUGUACGGGCCGUAGCGUCACACGCGUCUCUCGCGGACAGUGAGAAGGGAACGCGCCAGAAUUCGCGUCGAACUUUCCGAUGGGCACCUGCGCUAGUGGGUUUUUGCUUAUGCAGUGCCGCCAUUGUAUGUACUCCGAGCAGCUCGGUAGUCCCAGCUGCCGCUGCUACCACGUCCGGCUGCGAAGAGGUUGGGGAUGGGAUCCAGUGCACAUGCUCUCCCUCGGACAACAAUGCAAAGGCGGUGACGGUCGUCCUGUCACAAAACAGAAACCAACUGCAACUGCUGUGUAAAAGCGACCUGAUCUACGCACCAGAUAAUCUCGCUGGCCAAAAAGUUUGUACAGCGGAGGUGCUGACCGAGUGCAACGGAGGAUCCGCAGAUUCAUCCAUUGACGUCACUACCCUUCUCCACGACGCUCCGGCAGACUUGAAGUGGCAAACAAGCGCGGAGGGUGCUGACUCAGCAAAACCCAAGAUCCUGACUAUCCCGCCAGCCAACUUCCCAUACGUCGACGGGAAAUUCGCCGUGGGGUGUUUGGACAGUACGGAGGAUACAGGCCACGUGAAAUGCCAACUCGAUGUGACCAUCGCAGCGAAACAAACUGUGACAACAGGUCAAGUCGUCACAUGCGGGUACGGCGAGGACAGCAACCCAACCCAUCACGAGGUCAGGCUGACGCCAUCGCAGAAUGCGUUCACGCUUGUUUGCGGAGGAGACGGCGAAAUCCUGCCAACAGCAUAUAAGCGGUCUUACUGCCUUGGCGGCGAAAACGAAGAUGCUGCCGCAGAGUGCCCUGGCAGGUAUGCUGAUAUCCUUCCGACGUAUGAGCAGAAGUGGUGGAAGCGCGAUGACUUCAAGGGAAGCUUCACGCUGACGAUUCCCACGGAGAGGUUCCCGCGGGAGAAAGCGACACUUAGAGUGGGAUGCAGAAAACUCACCCAGCCCGCAAAUCCGCACAUACUAGCUGCAGAAGAGUCGAGUGUCUGCACCGUCGAUGUCUCGAUCAAGGGAACUGAUUUAGUAUCGUCUUCGACUUCCUCCAGAGGCACGCUCGCUGUAUUCUCUAUGAUUUUGGGCGCUGGCAGUGCCGUGUCUACUCUGGCUCGCGCCUUCGCUUUGCGUUGA
Besnoitia besnoiti is the source of this 1146-nucleotide messenger RNA. RefSeq names its product SAG-related sequence. The transcript has a single exon. The coding region runs from base 1 to 1146 and encodes 381 amino acids. Gene Ontology annotation, cellular component: membrane. Lineage: Eukaryota; Apicomplexa; Conoidasida; Eucoccidiorida; Sarcocystidae. The record is from RefSeq and is a predicted model, not a curated record.